UUUAUGUAUAGCAUUAGCGGAAGGUUGAAGCCACUAGGGUUUUACCAAGUGAAAGGACUGUGUACAUUUGUUCAUCAGUAGCUCAGAACUCUUCCGCAUCCCCGAUUGCGAAAAUGGCCUCUGCCAAGUCAAGGCCACAGACUAAGAAAGCUGCUGCUGCAGAAGAUGAGGGCAUGGAUCCAACGCAAUAUUAUGAAAAUAGGCUGAAAGCUCUUGCAGCUCAAAAGGCAGCUGGGAUCAACCCAUACCCUCACAAAUUUGAAUGCAAGCUGACUAUUCCCGAGUAUGUGAAGAAGUAUGAAGGUUUGAAUAGUGGGGAUCACCUUGAAGAUGUUGAAGAAAGAAUAGCAGGUCGGCUUAUGAACAAACGAUCGUCAUCAUCGAAGCUAUUCUUUUACGAUCUACAUGGUGGGGGUGCUAAAGUUCAAGUUAUGGCUGAUGCAAGGAAAUCAGAUUUGGAUGAAGAAGAGUUUACACGGUUUCAUUCUUCAGUGAAGCGGGGAGAUAUUGUUGGGAUAAUUGGAUUCCCAGGUAAAAGUAAAAGGGGAGAGCUGAGUAUAUUUCCAAAAACGUUUAUAGUGCUUUCUCACUGUCUCCACAUGAUGCCCCGUCAAAAGAUUGGUCCAGGGUCGGAUAACGCUAAGACGACUGAUGUCUGGGUCCCAGGAAGUGCCAGGAAUCCUGAGGCUUAUAUAUUGAAAGAUCAGGAAACACGGUAUAGGCAGCGUUAUUUGGAUUUGAUGCUGAAUAUGGAGGUUCGGGAAAUAUUUAAAACCAGGACUAAAAUCAUUUCUUACAUACGACAUUUUCUUGAUGAACGAGAUUUUAUAGAGGUUGAAACUCCAAUGAUGAACAUGAUUGCUGGUGGAGCUGCUGCUCGGCCAUUCGUCACCCACCACAAUGAACUAAAUAUGAGACUUUUCAUGCGAAUUGCACCUGAACUAUAUCUCAAGGAACUGGUUGUUGGUGGUUUGGAACGUGUAUAUGAAAUAGGAAAACAGUUUAGAAACGAGGGAAUUGACCUAACACACAAUCCUGAGUUUACGACUUGUGAGUUCUAUAUGGCGUUUGCUGAUUAUGAUGACCUGAUGAAGCUGACUGAAGAUAUGCUGAGUGGGAUGGUGAAGGAACUUACAGGUGGAUAUAAAAUUAAAUAUCAUGCCAAUGGGUUGGAUAAUGACCCCAUUGAGAUUGACUUUACCCCUCCUUUCAGGCGGAUUGAUAUGAUAGGUGAAUUGGAGAAGUUGGCAAAUUUGAACAUACCCAAGGACCUCUCAAGUGAGGAAGCCAAUAAAUAUCUGGUGGACGCAUGUUUGAAGUUUGAUAUCAAAUGCCCCCCUCCUCUAACAACUGCUAGACUUUUGGACAAACUUGUUGGCCACUUUCUUGAGGAGACAUGCAUAAACCCUACUUUCAUCAUCAACCAUCCGGAGAUCAUGAGUCCAUUGGCGAAGUGGCAUAGGUCGAAGCCAGGCUUAACCGAACGAUUUGAGUUGUUCAUUAACAAGCAUGAAUUCUGCAAUGCAUACACGGAGUUGAAUGAUCCUGUUGUGCAACGCCAGCGCUUCGCUGACCAACUCAAGGACCGACAAUCCGGUGACGAUGAAGCUAUGGCCCUGGAUGAGACAUUCUGUACUGCUCUUGAGUAUGGAUUACCUCCCACUGGUGGUUGGGGGUUGGGUAUUGAUCGAAUCACGAUGUUGUUGACUGAUUCACAGAAUAUAAAGGAAGUUCUGCUUUUUCCAGCAAUGAAGCCCCAAGAUGAACCUACUAACAAAGAAAGCAACAAGAAAACUCAGGAUGGACCUCCCUCUCAAGAGCUCGAAAAGAUUUCGUUGCAGUCAUAAGAAUUCUGAAGCGAACAAAUAGGAGAGAAGACAAAACAGUUCUCAAUUUGGAUUAGGAGCUGAUGCAUUGAAAUUGUGUUCCAACAAUACGGACAAUGUUAUUUAGUUUAUUGCAGCCAGUCUGUUACUCCUGCAUCUUGAAUUUUUAGGCCUUGCAGUGAUUGAAUGGUUUCGAUUAUCAUAUUGUACCUACAAAUAUCAUAUUCACUAGUUGAUUUUGAAAGUUGCUUUCUCAA
This is a messenger RNA of Sesamum indicum (sesame), 2083 nucleotides long. RefSeq names its product lysyl-tRNA synthetase 1 (gene ATKRS-1). Gene Ontology annotation, biological process: lysyl-tRNA aminoacylation. The record is from RefSeq and is a predicted model, not a curated record. NCBI's taxonomy places the organism in Eukaryota, Viridiplantae, Streptophyta, Magnoliopsida, Lamiales, Pedaliaceae. Gene Ontology annotation, molecular function: tRNA binding; lysine-tRNA ligase activity; ATP binding. Gene Ontology annotation, cellular component: cytoplasm; cytosol.